CUGGACACGUGAUACAAACCGGAGAUCCUUCAAACCCUGCGCAGCCGCGUUAUUCCGCGCUGUGAAUUUCCCUCUCUGAGGAAGUGCCCGGGCAGCGAGUUAACAAAAACAUCGGACGAGAUCAGCACCAUCGACGCACCGCAGAGGAUCACGGCGAGUCCCGCGAGAGGCCUGUCAAGGGCUUGCGUGAGGGCCCCUGGCCUAGAGAAGGCUUGCAAAGCCCAGUGCCCAGCUUCCAGGCGACAAAAUGCGUGACAGUUGCUGUGCGUGCCGGGUUGAUUGGCCAGCUGGUGGCGUGGAUAGCCGCUGCGCUGCUGGCGCUCUCGGCCAUCCUCCUCGCGGUUGGCGCUUUCAAGGGCCGGCGGGAGCUGCUGGUGCCGUGGCUGGGCUUCAGCAGCGUGUACGUCGUGCUGUGGAUCAUGGCCGCCGUCAUCUUCUUCAUCGUCAUCGCCGUGCAGCAGGCCUUCGCCAUGGCGGCCGCCGCUUUCUUCAUCUCGCUCAACAUGGCGGCCCUACAAAUGUUUCUGACUACACACGAAGAAUUUUACUACAC
Molecule: messenger RNA, 553 nt
Organism: Gryllus bimaculatus (two-spotted cricket)
Lineage: Eukaryota; Metazoa; Arthropoda; Insecta; Orthoptera; Gryllidae
Source: the annotation of a GenBank genome assembly